Molecule: messenger RNA, 366 nt
Organism: Sphaerulina musiva SO2202
Lineage: Eukaryota; Fungi; Ascomycota; Dothideomycetes; Mycosphaerellales; Mycosphaerellaceae
Exons: 3
Coding region: 1-366 (121 amino acids)
Biological process (GO): translation
Cellular component (GO): mitochondrial small ribosomal subunit; ribosome
Molecular function (GO): structural constituent of ribosome; small ribosomal subunit rRNA binding
Source: RefSeq, a predicted model, not a curated record
AUGCUCUACGAACUCAUCGGCGUGGUCCGUCCAGGCCGCAGCGUCAACGAAAUCAAAGAUAUCACCCGUACGACCGGCAACAUCAUCCUCUCGGCCGGCGGCGUCGUCCGCGGCAUCACCAACUGGGGCACCUUCACGCUCCCCAACGUCGCACGAAAACAAGGCGCGACGUAUCGCGAAGGGCAUUAUUUCAUUCUACGCUUCGAUUCGAGCGCCAGAACACAGCACGCCGUGAGAAGGACGUUGGGACUGGAUCCGAGAAUGAUUCGGUACAGUUUGGUGAAGAUGGGGAGUAAGUUGGAGGAUAUUAAGGAUGUGGCGGGUAAGGCGGACUGGGGGAGAGCGCCGCGGGUAGGGGAAAAUUGA